UCUGUUAAAUGUCCGUCACUUUUUCCUAACCAACAUUCGGAUUUCCAUCUGUACAGUGAUGUUAGUGUUUCAAACGGAUUGUUGACAUGUAAGUGUCAAAACUGCACCAGUUUUCAUUACUACCGGUGUACUUCCGUAAACAUUACAGUUUCACCCACGAAAUACAAGCCAGAAUCAUAAUAAAAUCGUAUCCAAUUGAAAUCAGCAUCUAAUUCAGUGACACGACGAAUACAUUUCAACCAAUUCUUCUACAGUUCUGUGAUGCGUUAGAUAACAAAGAAUUGUUGAAAGAUGAUUUUAGCCAGGAAAACUCGAUACAUCCGGAUUGCCGUCGUCCUGUUCAUAUUACUGCCUAUACUAUAUUUACUGACCACCAAGUCGAGGACUGUUCUCAAUGAUCUUCCAAGCGCGGCGCACGCUCGAAUCAGUCACCGAGAAACCCCGAAACUGGUUGAUGGCUUAGGGAAUCUGGAAGUGCAAAAUGAGAGCGUACGUGCGGGUCCAGGUGAAGAGGGUCAACCGCACCAUCUUCGUCAGGAGCAGCAAAACGAUGCCGACCAAUCUGAAUCGGAAUACGGGAUGAACGUGGCUUGCUCGGAUGAAAUUAGCUUAGACAGAUCUGUUUUAGAUACGCGAUUGCCCGAAUGCAAACAUUGGGAUUAUCCACUGAACUUGCCGACCACCAGCGUGAUCAUCGUAUUUCAUAACGAGGGUUGGUCGGUUCUCCUUCGGACCGUCCAUUCUGUGAUUAACCGUUCGCCAAAGAGUAUGCUGAAAGAAAUCUUGCUCGUGGACGAUUUCAGCGACAAGGAGAAUUUGAAAGGGGAAUUGGAAACGUACAUCGAGAGGUUCAAUGGAAAAGUACGUCUGAUCAGGAACGUGCAGAGAGAAGGUUUGAUUAGGACUCGAUCCAGAGGCGCGAAAGAAGCGACAGGAGAAGUUAUCGUGUUUUUGGAUGCCCAUUGUGAAGUCAAUAAGAAUUGGCUUCCACCUCUUCUAGCGCCGAUCUAUCGAGAUAGUAAAACAAUGACUGUGCCCGUUAUCGAUGGGAUUGAUCAUAAAACAUUCGAAUAUCGACCUGUUUACGGAGACGAUAGACAUUUCCGUGGGAUUUUCGAGUGGGGAAUGUUGUAUAAAGAGAACGAAGUUCCGCAGAGGGAAUUGAAUCGCAGAAAGCAUAACAGCGAACCGUACAAGAGUCCGACUCAUGCUGGUGGUCUGUUCGCUAUCAACCGGCAAUAUUUCUUGGAUCUGGGAGCCUAUGAUGCAGGAUUGUUGGUUUGGGGCGGUGAAAACUUUGAAUUGUCUUUCAAGAUUUGGCAAUGCGGUGGCAGCAUCGAGUGGGUACCUUGCUCACGUGUCGGCCACGUCUAUAGGAGCUUCAUGCCGUACAAUUUCGGAAAACUUGCUCAAAAGAAGAAAGGACCGUUGAUCACAAUCAACUAUAAACGCGUUAUCGAAACUUGGUUCGAUGACAAAUACAAGGAAUAUUUUUACACUAGAGAACCGUUGGCCAGGUUCUUGGAUAUGGGCGAUAUCUCAGAUCAAUUGAAGCUGAAGAACAAGUUGCAGUGUAAAAGUUUCCAAUGGUACAUGGAUAACGUUGCCUACGACGUAUUGGAUAAAUAUCCGGAACUUCCGCCUAACUUGCAUUUCGGCGAGUUGCGAUCGGCAGCUGUGGUUAAGUGUUUGGAUACUUUGGGUCACGCUCCGCCGUCUCUAAUGGCCAUACAACAUUGUCACGGAUUCGGCAAUAAUCAGUUGAUCAGGUUAAAUGCGAAAGGUCAAUUGGGUGUCGGAGAACGAUGCAUUGAAGCCGAUUCGCAAGGCAUCAAAUUGGCUUUCUGCAGAAUGGGAACGAUAGAUGGGCCCUGGCAAUACGACGAAAGUACGCAUACGCUUCUACACAGGGUCCACAAGAAAUGCAUGGCUUUGCAUCCGCAAACCUCUCACCUCAGUUUAAUGCCUUGCGAUAUAAACAAUACCUAUCAGCAAUGGCACUUCAAAGAAAUACAUCCCAGAUGGUAAAUUCCAAAUGUAUACAAGAAGCAAUAAAGACAAUCAAAAUCGAACGUUUAAAGCCGCACUGGAUUUGCAACUUUUCAACAAGAGAAAUGACGUAAUAUAAAAGGAAACUAAAGUAUGUAUAGAUGCUAAAAUAGAUUUUGUAAAUAUAUAUCUGAUAAUAUAAUUAUUUAGGUAAACGUAAUUACUGUAUAUCUAUCUAUAGACUGCCAAAAAUAUAUGUAUGUAUUUCUUAUCAUUUCCACUAGAGAAGCAAUAACAUAUAUGUUUACAUUGCUCAAAAGUUUG
Molecule: messenger RNA, 2313 nt
Organism: Nicrophorus vespilloides
Lineage: Eukaryota; Metazoa; Arthropoda; Insecta; Coleoptera; Silphidae
Product: N-acetylgalactosaminyltransferase 7
Exons: 2
Coding region: 292-2028 (578 amino acids)
Cellular component (GO): Golgi apparatus
Source: RefSeq, a predicted model, not a curated record